UUGGUUUACUCCGUACUCGACUGUAGACAGUGACUAUUGAUAAAAGAUAAAAAGUGAUGGAGUCCACGGCACUCUACAACUCUCUGGGCCGUUGUUAAUUUUCAUUAUAAAUUUCAAUUUUGUGCAUUCUGUCUUAGACUCUUAGUCCGUACUUUGAAUUAUAAUAUGAUUUGUAUUCAAAUACUAUAUAGGUAUUUAGUUUUAGUUAUUACUUAUUAGUAUUUUAUUUUAUCUAUUUUUUUUUAUAGUGUUUAUUUUAUUAAUUUAUUCGAUUAAACUAUGGUUGAAACGAUAAUUAUUUCAGUCAUAGCCAUAUUAAUUAUGUAAAACGAGUUAUUAAUAUUUUGAAUACAUAAAUGUUAUUUUGGUAAUUAAAACAUUAUUUUUGCCACUAUGACUGGAUCCUUGUUUAAAGUGAUACCUAAUUUAACAUUCACAAACAGUUAAUGAUCAUUUGGACCAUGGCCAUACAUCCAUGUCCGUAUGAAGAUUGCACUUCUACGUUCAGUCGUCCAUACCGUUUGCAAAUUCAUAUUCAACGACAUCAAGGCAUUAAACAAUUCCAAUGCACCCAAUGCGAUCGCGGUUACCAUCGACGACAGCACUUGCAGAGACACUUUGCCGAGGCUCAUCAAAAUCAUUCGAGAUUAGAAGAACCAUUGUUUUGUGAUCACUGUGACCGACCAUUUAACACAGCAUGGGGCCUCCGCAGACAUCAAGACAAAAUUAAGGCGCCUAAAUUACGUGACAGAACGCACCGUUGUGAAACUUGUGGCCGAAGGUUUUUCCAAGCUGAUCAUCUCAAAAUCCAUUCUCUUAGACACGAACGUUUCAAAUGUGACAUGCCAUCAUGUCCACUGUCUGAACACAAAUUCAGUUGGUCGUUUUAUCAACAACACUUAGCCACUCACCCCUCUGAACCUUAUGUGUGUCAUCAUUGUAAUGAACAAUUUAUUCGUAAGGCUCAAAUAAGGCAGCAUGUUACACAACACAUGCCCAAAUUUGUUUGUACACAGUUGGGAUGUGGUAAAACAUUUGCCGAGUCUAGGUAUAUGUACAAUCAUAUUCAAAUGUCUCAUAAAGAAAGAAGAUACGAAUGCAGUGUCAUUGGAUGUGAUUGGGUGUUUACGUUCAAAAGUCGUUUAGAAAAUCACAUGAAAGUCCAUCAACGAAAUGGGAGAAUUGUUCCAAUGGCAAAAAGAUAUAAAAAAAAAGAAAAAACAUUUUUAAUGGCUAAGAAGUUGGCUGCAUUAGCUCUAAAAAUCAACUAAAAUUGCACUACGGCAGCAAGUACUAAGUACAAACAUCGUAACGUACAGUCUACUCUUUACCAACCAUCAUCAAUUACACAACAUAAGUGACUCCCAUCACGCUACAAAGGGGUGGAGUAGGACGGAAAGGCACGUCUCGCCGGAUGAGUCUGGUAAUCGGAUCACUCAUUUGGGGAAAUUUAAUUUUCUAAAAAAUAUGUUAUCAUAGAGAAAAUGUAAAUUUAUUUCUUAAAUUAAAUAUUAAGUAUUUA
Metopolophium dirhodum (rose-grain aphid) is the source of this 1522-nucleotide messenger RNA. Its product is annotated as zinc finger protein 112-like. The transcript has 2 exons. Lineage: Eukaryota; Metazoa; Arthropoda; Insecta; Hemiptera; Aphididae. The record is from RefSeq and is a predicted model, not a curated record. The coding region runs from base 447 to 1271 and encodes 274 amino acids. Gene Ontology annotation, molecular function: RNA polymerase II cis-regulatory region sequence-specific DNA binding; DNA-binding transcription factor activity. Gene Ontology annotation, biological process: regulation of transcription by RNA polymerase II.